Molecule: messenger RNA, 957 nt
Organism: Sugiyamaella lignohabitans
Lineage: Eukaryota; Fungi; Ascomycota; Dipodascomycetes; Dipodascales; Trichomonascaceae
Product: aldo-keto reductase superfamily protein
Exons: 1
Coding region: 1-957 (318 amino acids)
Source: RefSeq, a predicted model, not a curated record
AUGUCUUUUGGCAAGUCCACUUGGGCUGACUGGGUUAUUGAUGACGAGGAGGAGAUUUUCGCUAUUUUGAAGAAGGCUUAUGACUCAGGUUUGAGAACCUGGGAUACUGCUAAUGUUUACUCGGCAGGUGAGUCGGAGAUUCUUAUUGGCAAGUUCUUGAAGAAAUAUAAUAUUCCUCGUUCGACUGUGGUGAUUCUGACCAAGGUUUUCGGGUUUACUAAUGCUGAUCCUGAACUUCCUGACUCGGGUCCUGAUGAUAUUAAUCGUAUUAACAGACACGGAUUGUCUCGUAAACACAUUUUCGACUCUGUCGCUGCUUCUGUCAAGCGUCUGGGUACUUAUAUCGAUGUUCUUCAGAUCCACCGUUGUGAUAAGAGCACUCCUUAUGCCGAGACUAUGGAAGCUCUUCAUGACGUUAUCAAGUCUGGCGAUGUUCGUUAUAUUGGAGCUUCGUCUAUGUUCGCCUAUCAGUUUGCCCAAUACCAAUUUGCUGCCGAGAGAAAUGGCUGGACCAAGUUCAUCUCCAUGCAAAACCACUAUUCGGCUAUCUACCGUGAGGAGGAGCGUGAAAUGAUUCCUUACUGUAAGGAGACCGGAGUUGGUUUGAUUCCUUGGGGACCUGUUGCUGCUGGUGUGUUGACCCGUCCUCAUAAGGAUCUGGCUGCUACUGCUAGAGGAAAGAAGGAGGCCGACAGUCCUCAAAGGAGAUUCGGUGUUUCUCAAGCCGACAAGACUACUAUUGACCGAGUCGAGGAGCUCGCUAAGAAGCACAACACCAGCAUGGCUACUGUCGCUACCGCCUGGGCUAUUGCUAAGGGUACUGUGCCCAUUGUUGGAUUCAGCAAACCUUCUCGUAUCGACGAUGCUAUUGCCGCUCUCCACCUCAAGCUCACUGACGAGGAGAUCAGUUACAUCGACGAGCCCUACGAGCCCAAAAUCAUCAUCGGCCACCAAUAA